AUGAGCUACAACCUUCCCAACCCGAGUCUUCUUGGGAUUCUUCUUAUUGUGUCGAGUCACAGCGGCCCGCAGCUUAUCUUCAAGUAUCCUCAUGACGAAGAAGAAUUGGCCGUAGAUGAAGUCAACACGUCAGAUUCAGAUGGUGAAGAUAACCACAGCCAUAGCGAUGAUACCAUGUCGGGACUUAACGAAGAGAUCGACCUGACAAACAUGAACUACUACAUGGGUACAAAGAAGGACAUCAUUGGAUUUCUUGAUGAUCAAGAACGUAGUAGAAGGUUACAACGACAAACGGAAGUUAAAGACCGACUUCUCAAUCAUCCCAGACCGGAUGAUAGAUCAGCAACCACCAUAUCCUUAUUAUCGAAGAAGACUUCUAAUCCUGCUUCCUCUAUACUGGACAGUCAUGGGACCCUAGACACUGUUACUAAUAAUAAUAAUAAUAAUAAUAAUAAUAAUAAUAAUGGUAAUAAUACUCCUUUACCCAAUGCUAUCUAUGGUAUAGAGAUGGACUAUCUAUGUGAGAUGUUGGCACCUCCAAGACAGAUGUGUAACACUCGGUUCGAGAUCAUGAUUGACGAACACGUGUUUGUGGGGUUGCCUAUCCAUAAACAUGACAAUGGCACCUGGAGACAACAAGAGUCCAUGAAGAAGAAGAACAGGAAGAGCAGGAGCAGGAGCAAGAGCAAGAGCAGGAGAAAGAGCAAGAGCAAGAGCAAGAAGAGGACCAAUAAGAAGAAUAAUAGCCUUAAGAAAUCUUCAACUGAAGGGUCUUUGAUUGGCGAUGGUGGUGAAGGUGAUGGUUCCGAAAAUGACGACGAUGACAACGAUGAAGUGAUUAAUGAAGAUGAAGAUGAUGAUGAAGAUGAUGAUGAAGAUUAUGAUGACGAUGAUGAUGAUACAAGUGGUAAUAUUAAAAAGAUUAACUUGAAUAUGUUUCAUUUGGUGUUUGUAAUGAACCCUCCUAUUGUUGAAUUCAACUAUAGAAUCGAUGAAAUGUUCCAUUAUGUCAUCUCUAGACUAACUAUGGUCCUUCGUUAUGAGCAACUGAAAUAUAGCUAUGUUUCUCAACAAGUAGGACUCAUCCUUAGCAUUAAAGAACAGUUAAGCUCCAAAGUUGAAUGUGAAUCUUCUUUAAUUGCCAAAUCAUCACUUUGUCGAUUGAUUUAUGAAUGUUAUGAAGCCAUUUCCAACUCAAGAAUUGCAAAUUUAUCAAUUAAUAAUAAGCUUCGAUCAUUCCAAAUCCCUAUCAAAUCAGAAUUUUAUCUGUUGCCUGAAGAAUCAGUUCCUUAUCUUCCUGGCUCCAAUAUCUCGUCUAUGACCAAAUUAUUGGCAACUUCAGGAUUAAUAAGUGCUGGUGAAACAAGCAGAUACUCACAAAAAGGUUUCACACCGGGGGAAUCUUCUUCUCUUCAAAAUGAAGAAUAUAAUGGUAAUAAUGAUGAUGAGAUGGGGACUCUUUCAGAUCAAAUCCUACAUUUUGCUAUCUUGUUACUUGACACUCCAGAGAAUAUCAUUAGAGAUAUACGAACAGAAGACAAUAGUAUAUUGGCCAAAUUCAUUAGAAUGAUCAGACCAACUGAAUCUUUAUUCAGAAUAUCUUUGAGAAACUCAAGCUUAUCUCAUAACCAUAUAAAGUCCUUCAGUUUCCAUCUUGUAUAUUGGAGAAGAGCAAGAAUCAUAUUACCUUUAACUUCACGGUCCACUUAUAUCAUGUCGCCAAUGGCUCCAAUAUCUCAGAAUCUUUAUCGUGAUGUUAAACUUUUUAAAAAAGAGUUCCCCUCUUUACCUUCGUUAAUUAACUUUAUGCGUCUUUUGUCUGGCUCCGAUAAGCCUUAUGAUCCCAAUUUAAUGAUGAAUAGUAAGAAGAAGAAACUAGAAGUUCUAAAACCACAACCUUAUGGAAUGAUUAUCCCAACCAAAGAUCAUAAGAAAAGUUAUAUGGAAGCCCUUGCAUGGCUAAUGCGAUACGGUUACGUCACUCAGUUACAAACAUUCCUUUGGCUUAAGAUAUCUCGAAAGAUUAAAUUGAAAGUUGAAGAAGAUUUGGAAAAUGAAGCAUUCCAAAGGAAAAAGACUGGCAAGAAAGCGACAACUGCACCAUCAAAGGGCGUAGAUAACUCUUCCAAACCAAUGGAUGAGGUAACCAUAGCUACCUCUGCAGUCACUACCACCACCAAUGCUACAAACACUCAAUCUAAACAUCAACUGCAAGAAAAGAGUGCUGAAAUAAAUGAAAUCGAAAUGAGCUUGCGCAAAACCCAACUUGGGCCUAAAAUAGUGUUGGAAGAUGAUGAUGAUACAAUAUUAGUAGACCCUGUUAGAGCUACAGCUAUCGAAAGAAAAUGGAUCAACAAAAUAGUUCAAGAUGAAUGUGCAUUAAAUUCAGAACUAACUACUAUAUUCUACAAAUUGCUUCGAUACAUGAAUGGGAAUGACUCUUUAGAAUUGAUGUUACUUAAAGAAAACAUUUCUCGUUCAAUGCUUCAAAAACUAUUGGGUGAAAUCAAAGAUCAUAUUAUUGCUGUUCGUCAUUGGUGA
This is a messenger RNA of Lizanozyma spartinae, 2541 nucleotides long. RefSeq lists its product as uncharacterized. Lineage: Eukaryota; Fungi; Ascomycota; Pichiomycetes; Serinales; Debaryomycetaceae. Gene Ontology annotation, biological process: positive regulation of autophagy; TORC1 signaling; negative regulation of TORC1 signaling. Gene Ontology annotation, cellular component: GATOR1 complex. The transcript has a single exon. Bases 1 to 2541 code for a protein of 846 amino acids. The record is from RefSeq and is a predicted model, not a curated record.